AUGCAAAAGCUAUCCAAGACGGACGCCGCCUUGAGUGUGCCUCAAGGCUCGCUCAACAAUUCGGCCGGCGAGUCUCGUCCGACACCCAACUCUUCCUUCUUGGUCGGAGUCACCGAGGACAAGAACAAGAAAUGUCGCCGGACUAUGGAAGACACCCAUUCCUACCUCUAUAACUUCCUGGGCACCCCGGCGCCCGUCUUGACUGAGAAUGCGCUCACCCAGAAGAAAUCCAUCGAAGAUCGAAACAGCUUGACAUCGGUACCUUCGGAGCCUGCGCAUCACGUGGUUGAGACUGACAAUGGCUACUUUGCUAUUUUCGACGGACACGCUGGGACCUUUGCCGCUGAAUGGUGCGGAAAGAAAUUACACAUCAUCUUGGAGGAUUUGAUGCGCAAACACCCCAACACACCCGUCCCAGAGCUGCUCGACCAAACCUAUACCUCGGCUGACAACCAGUUGGAGAAACUGCCCCUGAAGAACAGUGGAUGCACAGCCAUUACCGCCGUGCUGAGAUGGGAGGACCGAGUUCCCACCAACAAUUCCGCGACCGGCUCGCAGGCGAUCGCAGCAUUAGCGGCGGCAGCAGCCAAAGAGGCGGAGAAGAACGAGAAGAACGAGAAAAAGGACGAGACGAACGAGGCCACGCCGCGCUCCAACUCGACGGCCGAGGCUGCAGCUGCAGCGAUCCAAGAGGCCAAGACCAAGGCUACACGGCAGCGAGUUCUGUAUACUGCCAACGUCGGAGAUGCACGAAUCGUGCUAUGUCGAAACGGAAAAGCACUUCGCCUCUCAUACGAUCACAAGGGAAUGGAUGAAAACGAAGGCAGACGGAUCACGAAAGCCGGCGGACUGAUCCUGAACAAUCGGGUGAAUGGAGUGCUGGCUGUCACUCGCGCGCUGGGAGAUUCUUACCUCAAAGACCUGGUCACCGGGCAUCCGUAUACCACAGAAACUGUCAUUCAGCCUGAUCAAGAUGAGUUUUUAAUCCUGGCCUGUGAUGGGUUAUGGGAUGUUUGCUCUGAUCAGGAGGCGGUGGACUUGGUCCGCAACGUGCAAGAUCCUCAACAAGCCUCGAAAAUGUUGGUCGAUUAUGCGCUUGCGCGAUUCUCUACAGAUAAUCUGUCGGUGAUGGUUGUCCGUUUCGAUUCGAACAAACUGCAGCAGAACACCAAGAUUGGCAUCGGGGUGGAAGCGGAAGGUGAUAAAGAUAAGGGUGCUAUUAGCGAAGCCGAGAUGAUAGUUUCGGAGGCCCGACGUCAUUCUGGGGUGGUGGCAGAACACGCCAUUUCGGACCAGGAUUCAGAAGAGAUCAGGCAGAUGGUCAUCCAUGAGGCCGAGACCGAGGAGGAAGAACCUGGACCGGAACUGACGCCAGAAGGCAAGGACGAGGCGGAAAAGAUCUUGUCUUCGAAAGAUCACGAUGUGGAGAUGACGGACAAGAGUGGGUGA
Molecule: messenger RNA, 1449 nt
Organism: Exophiala spinifera
Lineage: Eukaryota; Fungi; Ascomycota; Eurotiomycetes; Chaetothyriales; Herpotrichiellaceae
Exons: 2
Coding region: 1-1449 (482 amino acids)
Biological process (GO): protein dephosphorylation
Molecular function (GO): protein serine/threonine phosphatase activity; cation binding
Source: RefSeq, a predicted model, not a curated record